AUGGCCAACCAAACCUCUGUGACAGAGUUCCUUCUCCUGGGAUUUUCCAACAUCCACCAGCUGCAGAUUUUACACUUCCUUUUCUUCCUGCUUGUGUACGUAGCAGCACUCGUGGGGAACUUCCUCAUCAUCGUCAUUGUGACCCUCGACCACCAUCUCCACAGCCCCAUGUACUUCUUCCUCAAGAACAUGUCCUUCCUCGACCUCUGCUACAUCUCCGCCACCGUUCCCAAGUCCAUGGCCAAUGCCGUCAUGCAGCGUCACUCCAUUUCUUUCCACGGUUGCUUCCUACAGUUGUUUUUCUUCAUAACGUUCGGGACAGCAGAGUUGGCUUUGCUGACAGUCAUGGCAUAUGACCGCUACUUGGCCAUCUGCAGCCCACUGAGAUACAGGAUAGUCAUGAACAACAGAGCAUGUGCCCAGAUGGUUGCUGGGUCUUGGCUUAGUGGGGCAUUGUAUUCAGUGUUGCAUGUGGGUAACACGUUCCACUUACCCUUUUGUGGGCCCAAUAUUGUCCAUCAGUUCUUCUGUGACAUCCCACCCCUCCUGGAGCUCUCUUGCUCUGACACACAACGCAACAAAGCUCACAACAUUGUCCUGGCCCUCUGUUAUGGCUUUAUCUGUGUCGCCUUUAUCCUGGUGUCCUAUGUUCAUAUUUUCAACACUGUCCUGAGAAUCCCCUCUUUGGAGGGCAGGUCCAAAGCCUUCUCCACCUGCCUGCCCCACCUGUCAGUGGUCUCCUUGUUCGUUGGUGCUGGAUUCUUCAUGUACAUGAAGCCAAACUCUAGCUCCCCUUCCGUUCAGGACAUGUUGGUUCCUGUGCUCUAUGCUGUCGUCCCACCAGUCCUCAACCCUGUUAUCUACAGCUUCAGGAACAAGGAGAUCAAGGCUGCACUGAGAAACGUGAAAAGACGGGGAUGGGAUCUAGCUGCACGUUUCCGGUAA
Pelodiscus sinensis (Chinese soft-shelled turtle) is the source of this 945-nucleotide messenger RNA. Its product is annotated as olfactory receptor 14A16-like. Gene Ontology annotation, biological process: G protein-coupled receptor signaling pathway. Gene Ontology annotation, molecular function: olfactory receptor activity; G protein-coupled receptor activity. Gene Ontology annotation, cellular component: membrane. NCBI's taxonomy places the organism in Eukaryota, Metazoa, Chordata, Testudines, Trionychidae. The record is from RefSeq and is a predicted model, not a curated record.